GCAUUCUCAAUCCUCUUUGAUUAUGUGGGUCUCCCAUUGACGAAAAUGAUUAUUGGCGAACCUUUUUCUGUUACCAAUAUGGAUUGGAAGUUGGAGCGAACUAUCGCGAAUUUAUCAAUCAAACGCUGCAGGACAUUGCUGGAGUUUCCACCUUCCACCGGCCUCACAAAAUACUUGCCAAUUUGCAGUGUUUGAACUUUGAUCGUUCUGUGCUCUUCGGAAUCUGGAAAUUUGCCAUUCAUUUUCUCAUCUACUCAAUCCAAUUAGAGCGUUCGGCUUCUGUGGGGUUUGACGCCAUGUCUAUCCUCCACCUUUCUGCAGAGACACUGUUACUUCGACAACCUCUAAGUCUCAGCCGCCCUCCCCCGUCCUACUCUUCAACCUCAUACCUCUCUCUCUCUCCCUCUCCCUCUCCCUCGAAAUUCCUUCUUCGGUCAUCUACUUCUUCAUCCAUCACCACUCUCCAUCCGGCAAAGUUGAGGUACGGCAGAAGACUUUCAUUCGUCACAAGGGCUUCUUCAUCUGAUUUCAGCGAAAGCAUCGGCGAUAUCCUUGGUGAUGUUGGUAUUUUCACUGCUACCGGUGAACCCGUCAUGUUUAAGGAUCUAUGGGAUCAGAAAGAGGGAAUGGCUGUGGUUGCAUUCUUGAGGCACUUUGGCUGUCCCUGCUGCUGGGAACUUGCUUCCGUACUGAAAGAGUUCAGACCUCGAUUUGAUUUGGCUGGUGUAAAACUAAUUGCUGUUGGCGUUGGAACUCCGAACAAAGCUCGUUUACUAGCCGAACGGCUACCAUUUCCAUUGGAUUGCCUUUAUGCUGAUCCGGACCGGAAGGCAUAUGAUGUUUUGGGCUUAUAUUAUGGUUUUGGCCGCACAUUCUUCAACCCAGCCAGUGCUAAAGUGUUCUCAAGAUAUGAGUCACUACAGAAAGCUGUGAAGAAUUAUACAAUUGAAGCCACACCAGAUGAUAGAAGUAGUGUCUUGCAACAGGGAGGAAUGCUUAUCUUCAAAGGGAAGCAGUUGGUGUAUGCAAGGAAAGAUGAAGGGACAGGAGAUCAUGCCUCUUUGGAUGAUAUCCUUGACAUCUGCUGCAAAGCUCCGGUUGCAUGAAUCUUGGCUGUAAUUAGUGUUCCCUCUUCCUGUUCAUGGUUCCUAUUGCAUUAUAUUGACAACUGGUAUGUAAUAGCAUCUGUCUGAUCAGUUUUUCAACUAAUUGUUACCUUGUUGACAUCAUAUCUAAUAUAAGAAUUAGUGUAGUAUCUGACUCUUAUGAAGCAAAGUUCUAUCUGCCA
Messenger RNA from Macadamia integrifolia, 1288 nucleotides. RefSeq names its product thioredoxin-like protein AAED1, chloroplastic. The coding region runs from base 297 to 1106 and encodes 269 amino acids. NCBI's taxonomy places the organism in Eukaryota, Viridiplantae, Streptophyta, Magnoliopsida, Proteales, Proteaceae. The transcript is spliced from 7 exons. The record is from RefSeq and is a predicted model, not a curated record. Gene Ontology annotation, molecular function: antioxidant activity.